AUGGAUCGGCUAAUCAAACUAACAGAUGACCCUAUUCGAAGGCGCCGUAUCCGAGUUGGUACGAAUUAUCACAAACUCGCCAAGGAGAACGUCAUGAAACGCUGGGUUGAGCAGGGAAUAUGGAACGAGGAAUGGAAAUCAAGGAGCGUGUGGAGGUGGAAGCACGAAGAACCACUCGACCCCGAGUUCGAGUCGAACAAGGAUGAAAUGGUUGGCAUUGAGUCCCGUCUCUUUGGCCCGCCCCCCGAGGAAAGAGAAUCGCCGCCGAGACCACCGCAGGGCGUCCAAGAUUUGCCAAUGACUGAGGAACGUCGGCGCAUACGGGAACGCGGACGUGAGGCGUCGCGCCCAUACCAUCAGUUCGUCUACCAGGUUUCGAAAGAACGCGAGUUGAUUCUGGACGAAAUGAACCCUCCCGAAGCUGCCGACUUCUCCUACCUCAACCAAUGGCCCCCAACCCUACACCAAGCUGCCCUUCAUGGAGAAGCAGGGCGCCAACGCACCCCAACCGAGCCUAACCUGGAAUAUUCCGUCUCGACCCCCCCAGACAUCAACACGACAGCCUAUGAGAGAGUGAAGAAUACCUGGGUAAGAAGAGGAAUAUGGAACAAGAAAUGGGGCAUGCUGCCCGGGAUGUCGUGGAAGCAUGAACAGCCCCUCGAGGAGAUGCUACGCGAGGAAAUGGGCGAUGAUCCUGUCCCUCAUGAGGGUGGUGCGGUCGAGGACAGGCACGAACCUAGCGAAGCACCUCGUAGGCCAUUAUUCGGGGCAUACCCAGACGAACAAGUCGCAUCGUUUUCAUCUCCACUCUUCGACGAUAGCACUCAUCAACCGGUGAGGGAGGAUGCGGCACCGAAUCGAAUCGCAUCUCCAUUACCAGUUGCGGCAAAUGGUGACCACGUUUUGGGUCAACCGGACGGGCCUCUCCAAGAGGCGUGUCCGGGCGGCGAUCCUGCGGUAUUACCAAACGGCGAGACCAGCCAGUCUUCUGCUGCAUCAAGUUCAGACCGCGACCGUAUAAACAAUAGAGAGGCCGGACGCUCCAUCUUGCUGUCGGGGGGGCGACGAGGCGAGAGAGAGGGGUCCAUCGGGGGUGGGCUUGCUCCAGAAAUACCACGUACCGCUCUUGGUCCAACUCGUCCAUCCAAGGUUUCCAAGGCUCACAGACGGAACAUGACUUCUACCAGACGACGACCAGAUGGCUCUGAAGAGAAUGGGGUACAAACACCGAUUCCUGUACCAGAUACCGCUUCCUCUCCUCUCGUGGAUUCUUCUGUACAGCCUCGAAGGAGUAGACGCUUGCAGGAGGCUAAGCGCAAAACGGAUGAAGACUCCUCCGCCGGAGGAAGUAGUACUAGCAGUCCAAAGUCUGCGAAGCCCCGUGGUGUAGUUAAGAGACGUUCACGAACAAAUCGGCAGAGGACGGGUUAG
Messenger RNA from Metarhizium brunneum ARSEF 3297, 1431 nucleotides. Lineage: Eukaryota; Fungi; Ascomycota; Sordariomycetes; Hypocreales; Clavicipitaceae. The record is from RefSeq and is a predicted model, not a curated record.